AUGUUCUCUACAUUGGGGAGCCUUAGAGUUCAUUCCCGUUUACAUACUGGAGCAAAGCCAUUUGAAUGUACUCAGUGUGAGAGAAAAUUUCGAACAUCAGCCCAUCUGAAGAGCCAUAUAUUAUCCCAUUUUAAAGAAAUCACUUUGCCAAAAAAACCACGAAGGCCAGUACGAAAACCCUCCAAGACAGACAUUCCACUGCCAGAAAUUGCUCUCCAAGAACCAAUCUUGAUCACAGAUACAGGCCUAAUCCAGCAACCAUCACGAAACAAUCUUUUUAAUAACUACCUCAAUGAAAUCACCCCUGACCGUCCACACAAAUGCGGCUAUUGUCAAAGAGGCUUCAAAAAAUCUAGUCACCUUAAACAACAUGUCCGAUCUCAUACAGGGGAGAAGCCAUAUCAGUGCAAACUGUGUCAUCGGUCAUUUGUAUCAAGUGGUGUACUAAAAUCUCACACAAAGACACAUACAGGCGUGAAAGCUUAUAAGUGUACAAUUUGUAAUAGUGCUUUUACGACCAGUGGCAGCCUCAAGAGACACAACUCAACCCACACAGAAAUAAGGCCCUUCAUGUGUCCGUAUUGUCAAAAGACUUUUAAGACUUCAGUCAACUGUAAAAAACACAUGAAAACACACAGACAUGAGCUUGCAAUGCAGGCGUUGCAAGAGGGACAAUCUUUGCAAUCUGAAAAUGUCCAGCAAAACUCGGUCGUAGAGAAUGAUGAACAUGGGGCAGAGAGGGAAACACUUGCUCCACAAGCAUCAAAUGUUUCAACAAUUGACUCUGGUCAGCCAGAGGCAUCGACAGCAGCAGCUGCUUUGCAAGAAAGUUCCAUGCCUACCGAACUUGCUGAUAUCAGUCAAAGUGAUCUCACAGGGUCCAAUACUGCAGUCUUGUCACAGACAACUAUUCCUGAAGGGUUAUUGGAACAGGUAUUUUCCCAACAAAACCUUCUUGGAAACCAGCAGAACUUUGCCCAAAUCAAUGCCUUUAGCCAAGGACAAAUGGCUUUGCCUAACAAUCAACAAUUAACAAAUGUCAUUGAUGUGACUCCCUUAAGUGCAUCAUUUGCUUCUACUCUAGCUUCCACCCCUAUACUUACAACAAGCUCUCGAGAACCUCAAUUGACGCCAGCUCAACAGCAGCGACAGGCAAACAUACAGCGAGAAAUGGAUGAGGGCAAGAGGUCGUACAAAUGCAGCUACUGUGGCAAGGGAUUUAAAAAGUCCAGCCAUUUGAAGCAGCACAUAAGGUCUCAUACAGGAGAAAAACCUUACAAGUGUACUCAGUGCAGCCGCAUGUUCGUCUCUACAGGUGUGCUGAAGGCUCACAUGAGGACACAUACAGGUGUGAAAGAUUACCGCUGCCAAAUUUGCCAUGCAACCUUUACCACUAAUGGCUCCCUCACACGUCACAUGAUCAUUCACAGCAAUACAGAACCCUUCAAGUGUCCGUAUUGUGUAGAAACUUUCCGUAUUUCUUCAUUAUGGAAACGACAUGUGAAAAUGCAUAAAGACACUCUGAAUUAUGAUCAUGAUUAUUACAAUGGCGGUCGGCGUAAUCGGUCAGUAAUUCACAUCAGUGAAGAAGAGGCCCAGGAAUUUUCCAAAACGGGAUCGCAUGAAGAAAUGACUGUAUCCCAACGAAUUCUUAUCGAAUGCACAAGUGAAAAAGACAGAGUUAGUGAAUUAAGGCUAUCUUCAGAUCAAAGAUGUCUAAUCAAUCCAAGGCCUGAAACUCCAGAAAUUCAUCAAUUACCUGAUUUUACUCCGGAGAAGAUUGUAGAGAAAGAUGACUAUCCUAAACAUCGCCACGAGUGUAGUAAGUGCCCCAAAAGCUUCAAAAAGCCCAGUGACUUGGUACGGCAUAUUCGUAUUCACACAGGAGAAAAACCAUUCAAAUGUAAUAUCUGUUCAAAGUCAUUUACGGUGAAAUCAACAUUAGAUAGUCAUAUGAAGACACAUGGACCUGGGGAGAAGAAAUUCAGAUGUCAUAUAUGCACAUUGCCAUUUUCAACAAAGGGAAGCCUGAAAGUGCACAUGCGAUUGCACACAGGUGCCAAACCAUUUAAGUGCCCACAUUGUGAACAACGCUUUCGCACAUCAGGUCAUCGGAAGAGCCACAUUGCUUCUCAUUUCAAACCAGACACACCAAAGAAGCGAAAGACCACUAAGGUUGCAUCAAUGGACACUGCAGCCUUAUUGUUGCCUGGAAAUCUCAAUCAAAGUAUACAGAUAAUGGGCCUUGAUACGAACCUCAUGUCGCAGACAAUACACAUUGACGACUCUUUGUUACAACAGCUGCAGCAGGGUAGCUUGAACUUCACUUUGGCACCCAACUUUGUUAGUAGCACCCCAACACAAAUCCAGCUGCAGCCGCAGAGUCAGACUGUGAUGGCCCCCACCAGCCAGGAACUUCCUGCUGCUAUCACAACUGGAACAACUACAGCACAGUUCAUGCCAAACACAAUUCAGAUCCAUCCUGUGACCAUGCAGGACCCAAACAUUGUGAUGCAACCAUUGUCUACCAUUACAAUGGCUCAGAACCAAGGGGUUGCUGACCAAACACAACAGGCUCUUCAUGCAGCUGUAGUGAUGAACAGUCAAGAGACUGGACUUGGUCCUCAAGGCAGUUUCAUAGUCACUGAAUCGGGAGAUACACAGAUUUCUGUGGAUGCUGUUGGUGAUGUGCAAGUUGAUGUUUCAUCAAACAUGGUUACUGAACCAGAUAAUCUUGAGACUGUUCAUGAUGCAGCAGCUGCAGCAGCUAUGAUGGAAAAUGAAGCAGUUGACACAAUGGAUGGAAAUACAAGUGUAACUGAUGAGAGCCUUGGAACCAUUGACCAGAAAGGAAAUCAUGUAUGCCAUCUUUGCACAAAGACAUUUAAAAGACCCAGUAAUCUAAAAGAACAUAUAACCAACGUUCAUGAAAAUGACUCUCCAAAUCAGAAGAAGUUAAAGCGAACACCCCAUGUUUGUACAAUAUGCAACAAAGCUUUUCAAAAACCGAGUCAACUGGAACGACAUAUCCGCAUUCACACUGGUGAGCGUCCAUUUAAAUGUCCCAAGUGUACAAAACGGUUUAACCAAAAGAAUGCUCUUCAAAUUCACCUGAAACAACACAGUGGAGAGAAGCCCUACAAAUGCAUCUACUGUGAGCUUGCAUUUAUUCAGAAAGGAAACCUGAAGACACAUAUCAAAAGGGCCCAUCAUGUUGACAUGGUCCAAUCCAUGAACUUGCCUCCUACCAUUGUACCUUCAGUCACUCUUAGUACAGAUACUGUCAGCAGUAACAACACUGCUGUGGUUACAACUGCUUCAACCACUGACCCUGCAGGUGGCAGCAGCCCAAAAGAAAGUGGUCUGGAUUUUGCAGAUUUCUUUUUGGGAAACUCGCCGGGGGAAUGA
Molecule: messenger RNA, 3408 nt
Organism: Acanthosepion pharaonis
Lineage: Eukaryota; Metazoa; Mollusca; Cephalopoda; Sepiida; Sepiidae
Source: the annotation of a GenBank genome assembly